Molecule: messenger RNA, 8195 nt
Organism: Arvicola amphibius (Eurasian water vole)
Lineage: Eukaryota; Metazoa; Chordata; Mammalia; Rodentia; Cricetidae
Product: zinc finger protein with KRAB and SCAN domains 3
Exons: 5
Coding region: 5730-7388 (552 amino acids)
Biological process (GO): regulation of transcription by RNA polymerase II
Molecular function (GO): RNA polymerase II cis-regulatory region sequence-specific DNA binding; DNA-binding transcription factor activity, RNA polymerase II-specific
Source: RefSeq, a predicted model, not a curated record
UUGGGUCACGUCUUGCUACAGUCCUCCAGCGGGCCGGGCUGCUUGUGGGUCGGUGAGGGUGGGACAGAACGCCUUCCCCUGCGGCCUAGCGGCGCCGGAAAAAAACCUCGGUGGCCACUUGGGCCGAGUGCCCGACAGGGCCUCGGGCGCCUCGCCUCGGGCCGGUUCCGGGUGUCUGGUCAGUCGCAGGGCGUUUGGAGAUGGGAUUCUUGGGUCUUGUACUUAAGCUUUGAAAAAUGGGAGACGGCACAGUUUUGCUUUUCCUGGAGACAAGGUCAGUUCCAAGGUCUUUAUUCUGGGGUACUGGAAAAGAGCCAGAACUUUGGAGUCGGGUUGCCUGGUGGAUUUUGGCCUGUGCUAUUUUGUGACUUUUUCCCAGUCCCUUAACUUUUCUAUGUUUUGCUAUUUUAGGGGAUAAUGAUACCGCCUAACUUACUGGAUUGCUGUGAGGAGUGAAUGGCUUCAUUUGUGCAAGGUGCUUAAAAUAGUACCAGGCACGGGGUAAUCUGCAGCGUAAAGAUUGCUUUUAUUAUUGCUGUCGCUCUUUCUAACUAGGACAGCACUUUCGCCUCGAUGACUAGCCUUGGUACUGGCUGUUGCCUUUUGAAUUUUAGUGCUAUUUACCAGUUCUCUUUGUAAUGGGUAAUUUCUGUAUUUUAGGAAGGAAAAUAAAACAUUCUGGAGAAGAGCCUAUCCCAAAGGAAAGAUGAGAAGUGGUUUGUGUAGUGUGUUGUGAUGUUCAGACUCACAGAGUUUUACAGUCUUGGGGAUGCCAUUUUUUUUAGGGGGAGGAGGAGCUUGGGAAACAGAAGGAGCAGCAAGAGGUAUCUAACAGUGAAGAGACUAAGGACCCUGGUGUAAGCUGACAUUCCUGUUUUGCAACCUGCCAGCUUUCUGGCCCUCAGCAAGAAUCCUCACCUGCAUAAGGAUCCCAUGGAUGGAUGAUCGAUGUGACUGAUAGUUAGACAGAUUGGUGACAGAUUAGAGGUAGAUAGAUUUGAAACUGAGUCAUACUAACACUUUGUUCUUGUUGCAGGUUUUUAAGGCUAAUGUUGACCAUAUAUCGUUUACCAUUGUCAUUGAAUUGAUGUCUCUUGCAAUCUUUUAUAAUCCUUUUAUCUGCCUCCUUUUCUUGGAGAAUUUGGGGUUUUUAACAUUCUUGAAACCUACAGGAAUCCCUGUAGCAUUCUUUUUUCUAUUUGUAACUUAACAAAAAAAAAACCUAAAAACCUUGUCUUUGGUUUGCUUAUUUGGCAAACUCUUCCCCUUUGUAAACAGUCCUGAUCCUGUACCUUUGAACUCUGCCCAGUUGGGCUGAGACUUCAGAUAGGACAGGCGAUGAAACCCUUUCAAUCUUGGGUUUACUCUUACCUCCCUUGACCCCAACAUAAUGUUUUGGACUGUAUUUAGGAAAGAAAAAAUAGGAUUUUGUUUAAUGUUUAGCAUUAUAUUGAAAAAGGUUUAAAUAUAAGUUGGCGAAAAACUUCAACUCGACUGCAGCAGUCAACCCAUCAUUCAGCAGUUUUACUUAAUUUCAUUCGCAUUUUUCCUGGCUUUCCCAUUUCCUUCACUUUCCUCUUCUCACCAUCUGUCCUUCCCUGCCUCCCUUUUCCUUUUUCUCCUCUCCCUCCCAUCUUCCUUUCAUUCAUUUUACAACAGACUGGAGGCCAAGACAUCAGAGCCAUCUGCAAGCAUGUCAUUGCUAAGAUAGGAACUUUCAUUUAGCCACACUGUCACAAUAAACAGAAUUGACAGCAAUUCCUUAACACUGUGUUCAUGUUUUCCUGAUCGACCCACAAAUACCUUUUUACAGUUUGGGGAUGUUUAAAUUACAUAGUUUGUACUGAAUUGCUGUCUCUUCUAAUCUAUGCUGGUCUGCCUUUCCUUUGCUUCCUCUUUAAAAUACUAUCUAUUUAUGGGAAAAUGGGUUUUUAAUAUUCUCAUAUCAAUUGCUUUAUUCUACUGAUACUUAAAAAAAAAAUCUCUUUAGCUUCUUAGUUCUCACCCUUUGCUAUACUUUGGAUUACACAGUAAGUUCUCAAAUACUGAGGCCUGUAGCUCACCCCCAGAGGCUGGUUCAGUUGACCUUAUCUGCACAACUAUUAUAGGCUUUAAAAGCUUUCCAGUGAGUCUGUUGUGUAGCAAAGCUUUAAUAAUUUUAAUUUUCUCUUGUGUUUUUACCUGUACUUGAGUUCUUGGAUCUAAAGUAUGAUUAAAUUAUGUUUGCUUGAGAAAAACUUAGAGUAUCCCAGAUCUCUUGUGACAGCUAAUUAGGAGGAAGGUUUUUUUUUUUUUUUUUUGGUUUGUUUUUUUCUAACAGUUGAUGUGAUGUUCAUCCAGAUAUGAUGGUUCACACCAGUAAUCUCAGCUCUUGGGAAGUUGAGUCAGGAAGAUUGCCCUGAGUUCAAGGACACCAUGGGCUAUGUGGUGAACCCAGGGCCAUCCGGGACUGGGGUGAGACCCUGUCUUAUAAAACCAAAAGAAAAAGCACAAUUAAGUCCAGGGUCCUUAGCUUCCAUCUGUCAUCUAUGCUGUCCCUGGAACUGGAGAAAACUGGAGUGAGAGGUAGAAAUUGAAAUGGGAACAGACUUAGCUGCUCCAGUCUUCCUCGCUCUGGUCUUGCUCCAGCGGGUGAUGAGGAGCGCUCUGAGAGUACUCACUGAACUUUGCAGGCAGAUCUAGCCUAGUCCCUCCCACUCCUUCUAGACAAAGGAAUCAGAUCUUCCAUCCCUUUUAGGAAUCCCAGGUCUCACAGUUUCUGAGAAGCUGUGAAAACCUUGAGGCACUGACUGGUUAAUAUGUGACAUUUCCAAGGUCUGAUAGUGGGUAGAGGAAGGGCCUCCAUAAAUGUCUUAUUCUAGUGCCCAUAUUCUAAGUCAGGUGGGGUACUCAUCCAGUCUUCUUUGACAUGAAUUAUGCCAACUUUAUCUCCCUUGUGAAGCCCACUGGACAGCCACUGAAUGCCCAUUUAACACAGAUUUGAGGUUACACAGUGAAGGAAAAGGAGGGGUGCCUCCCUUUACUCAAUCUGCAUGUGCACAUCUGCCUAUCCAUCUGCUAUCUGUUGUUCAACUCUGGGAAACAAACAUGCCUGCUGGUGUGCUAUGGAGGCAGCCUGUGUCCUUACCUCCUUAACCUCCGGUUUCUAAGUUUCCUGUAAGCUUAGAAUACGGAGAUGAAUCAGCACAUUUUCUAGUUUUGAAGUCUACAGUGUGUGUGGUAUGUUUGUUCAAAUGUUUGUGUGCUUGUACAUACUGGUACAUGCACACACGUUUGCACAUGGAAGCCAGACACCAGUAUUGAAUGUCUUCCUCUAUUGUUCUCCACCUUUAUCUAUUUAUGUUUCUGAGACAGGUCUCUCACUAAACCUAAAGCUCACCAGUUGGGCAAGAGUUGGCCAUUCAAUCUAGGGAUACUCUGUUCUGUACAUUCCCGCUGCUAGAAUUACAGGUCCACUGAAACUUGGCUGCCCUAGUCUCAAUUUCUCUCUCCAGAGGUAUGAGGUGUUCAGACCCAUUUCCAGAACAUCCUUUGGAGAGCUUAUUGUAGGGUUCAGAUUUCCUAAUUACUCUAGCAAAAAUACCUAGCAAUAUAACUUAAAAAAGGGUUUAUUUGACGAUACUGUCUACCAUAGCGGGGAAAUCAGAGUCGAAAGUUGGGGUGGUGGGUCACAUUCUGUCAUCAGAAAGCAGAGAGAGAGCUGGAUGCCAGUGCUCUACUUUCUACUUUUUAUUCAGUCUAGGAUCUUAGCCCAUGGAGUGGUACUGCCUGUAUACACAGUAAGUCUUCUUACCUCAGUUAAAGUUUUCUAAAAAUGCCCUCCAAGUUUCCUAAGUGAUCCUAAACCCUGUCAUGUUAACAAGAUUAACUUGUCAUAAUUAAAUGUAUCACUUAAAUAUAACAUAUUAACCCUGGCCCCCAUGGUCACAUUCAUCUCAUAAGGUAAAAUGUGUUUUAGUCUGUCUCCAAAUAUCCAUGUAGUAUUUACCAGUCCCAACACUAUUCAGAAUGUAAGUGCAGAGUUUUUUCUGAAACUCAGGCAAUCUCUAUAACUGUGAGUUCCUGUAAAAUAAUAUAAGUAAUGUACUUCUUAUGUACACGGGCUCAAAGUAAACAUUCCUAUUCCAAACAUAAGGAACAGGAACAUAGCAGGGCAAGAUUGGACUAAAGCAAGACCAGGAGGAAAACACCAAAUCCUGCAUGCCUCGGGCUCGUGAUGCAGUCACCUGGGCUUAACAACUCUGGGCAGCUCUGCCUCUCCAGCUCUGUUGUCUACAGCACAUGACCUCUCUCGUUCCAGCUCUCCUCUGUGCCUUGGCUUUUCUCAGCGGAUGUCCCAUGAUCCUAGCAUCUAUAUUUUGGAAUCUCCAUUGCAGUGUAGGCUUUAUAUUCCCAGCUUCAUGCAACGACCUUCUUAUGGGGAAUCUGACCCCAGCACACAGCCUAGUGAAGGGUCUUUCUGGAAUUGUGCAAGCCUCCUUGAUUCCUUUACUUUUAUAUCUUUCAUGCUUGCAAAGCCAGUACUACUUGGAUGAUUCUUUCAAGUAUUGCUUGUUUGAAAUGUAGCUUGAUUCCUUUAUACCACUGUUAUAGUGGUCUCCACAUGCCUUUGAGGCUGACCCAGGGGGACAUGCUUCCAUAGGCUGCCAUUUUGAAUCAGUAAACUCUUAUGGUGAUGUUCUCAGUUUCGGUUCUCCCUUUUAAAUGAAUUUCACAAAUUAGGAUUCUGAAUGGAUGUGUAGGGUCUUGCCCUCCGAGAGCUUUUCCUAUUUCCCAGAUGUAGAACACAAGAUGUAUCUUUCACAAUACUCGUGUGACAGCUGCAGAAGCUUUACCCGCCUGCACCUCAUAGUUUCAUUACACUGGACACUCGCCUUUCCUGAACAGACCACAGUUUGCCUAGAUUUCUGGUCUCUCUACUUACUGAUCUGAGUAAGUGAGCACUAGUCAUGCCACAGCCUGCAUGCUAGCCUAGUUGGAAGUUCUUCUGCCAAAUAAAUUAGUCUGCUAUUUUUUAAUUCAGUCUUAUGGCAUGGACUGAAUGCAGCCAGAUUCUUUGUAAACAUAAAGAGAUUCCUGUUCCUGAAAGGGUCUGUAUUCCACUCUGAAACUCCGUCAGCUAGGCUUCCACUGCUCACAUUUCUGGAAUUGCACACUCUCACCAGAAUGGCCUAUUAAACUUCAGUUAUGUCCAUUUAGGGCUUGGGUAAGAAACACGUAAUCAAGUUUAUCACGGCCUCUCUUCUCUGGUCUAGUUAAGUUAGGUACUUCCUUAUUGCUGUGACAAACUGCCCAACAGGGUUUCCUUUGGUUGACAGUUUGAGGGUACAGUCCAACAAGGAGGCAGCUGCUCACAUCUGUCUGUAGUGAGGAAGCAGAGAGAUGAAUGCUGCUGUUUCAUGUGUUAGCUCCUUUUUGUGUGAGGCUGGAGCACGUGGAAUGAUGCCACCCGCAGUCACGUGGAUCUUCAGACUCAAGUUUAACCUCUCCGGAACACCCUCACAGACAUGCCUAGUUGAUUCUAAGUCCCCCAGAAUGGAAACCUACAGAGACAUUUGAACAUGGGGAUCUCCCCAGCUGCUCCUUGGCAGGUUCCCUGGGGUCCUGGGCAUAAGAGGAGGGGAGCAUUUGCAACUCCAAGUGGCUCAUAGUCCUCUCCACCUCUCAGUAGUCUCUUGCAGAAAUACAGCUCACAGCUGCAGUGAAACGGGAGAACUACUUGGCUCGGGAUGGCUAGAGAAUCAAGGGAAAGCACAGCCCUGGACUCACACUCUGCAGAGGACCAGAUGGAGUUACUGGUCAUAAAGGUGGAACAGGAAGAGACCUCCCCGUUGGCAGAGGAGGCCAGUUGGCUGGGCAGCCCUGGGCCAGACCGCUCCCGCCAGCGCUUCCGCGCUUUCCGCUACCCAGAGGCUGCUGGACCCCGGCAGGCUCUUAGCCGGCUCCGAGAGCUCUGCAGACAGUGGCUGCGGCCAGAUAUGCACAGCAAAGAGCAGAUUCUGGAGCUGCUGGUGCUGGAGCAGUUCCUGACCAUCCUGCCAGGGGAGCUGCAGGCCUGGGUGCGCGAGCAGCACCCCGACAGCGGGGAGGAGGUGGUGGCCCUGUUGGAGUACUUGGAGAGGCAGCUGGACGAGACGCCUCCACAGGUUCCAGAUGAUGACGAUGGGCAGGAAAUCCUUUGUUCCAAGGCAGUACUGUUGACAUCAGCUCAGGACUCAGAGAGUAGCCAGAUGGAGCCCAUGGAGCCUCUGCUUAAGCAGGAGUCUUUGGGAUCCCUGCCCUCAGAAGUCAGAGUCACCCAGGGGGGCCACUGUGAAGAAGAUGGAGUGGCAGCUCCCAGACUCACUUCCGAGUUGCAGGGGUUGCUAAAAAUGGAAGAUGUAGCUCCAGCCCUUUCUCCCAGAUGGACUGAACAGGAUUCAUCUCAGAUGAACCUCUACAAAGAUGACAUGCAGGAAAACCCUGGCAGCCUGGUUUCCCUAGAUCAGGACAUGCAGACUAAGAUUAGGGACUUGGCUCCAGCUGAGGAGUACACAGAACAAAAGCCCGAGCAGACGCUGUGCUACUUGGGUGAAGACACUGUUCAGAUCCCUGCCAGUGCAGAAGCCAGUGAGCAGGAAGGCAAGGUACAGACAACACAGAAAACCGCCACUGGAAAUCGGCGGUUCUAUUGCCGUGAAUGUGGAAAGAGUUUUGCUCAGAGUUCAGGCUUAAGUAAACACAAAAGAAUCCACACUGGAUUGAAACCCUAUGAAUGUGAGGAGUGUGGCAAAGCCUUCAUUGGAAGCUCAGCUCUCAUCAUUCAUCAGCGGGUUCACACUGGUGAGAAGCCAUACGAGUGUGAAGAAUGUGGCAAGGCCUUCAGUCACAGCUCAGAUCUCAUCAAGCACCAGAGAACCCACACCGGGGAAAAGCCCUACGAGUGUGAUGACUGUGGGAAGACCUUCACCCAGAGCUGCAGCCUCCUUGAGCAUCACAGAAUUCACACCGGGGAGAAGCCGUACCAGUGCAAUAUGUGUCCCAAAGCCUUUAGGCGUAGCUCACAUCUCCUGAGACACCAGAGGACCCAUACUGGGGAUAAAGAUUUUUUUGUUCCAGAACCUUACUGGGAAAGUCAUAGUAGGGUGGAAAGCCAUUGGGAAAAUAUUGAAACUCCUGUGUCUUAUCAAUGCAAUGAUUGUGCGAGAAGCUUCAGUAGGAUUACAAGCCUUAUUGAACACCAAAAAGUACACACUGGCGAAAAACCCUUUGAGUGCAAAACAUGUGGAAAAGGCUUCACCCGACCUUCGUACCUUAUUCAACAUCAGAGAAGACACACAGGGAAGAAACCUGUCACAGUGACCCCCGCUGUACAUUCCGAAGUUGGUGUUCAACUGUCAUUGAACUGAAGUCACCCUUGAGCCCUUAUGACUGCAAAAGUCAUAGCCUGGCGCUCUAUCUAAUAAUGCACAUCCUUAGAUAUUAGGGAUCUGGCUGAGACUCAUUAUCUUCUACAUGCUAGAAGGUAACUAGAGGAAAACAAAAAAUUUAUUUCAUAGGAGGUUAUGAGAAAGAGUUGUCUGUAAGAGUUCUCACCCAUUGGAAUCAAAUGGGCUUCCUGACUGGCAAAUUGCCUUCCCUUGACCUGCAUCUCAGGUCUCCUGAGGGACACUUAUGCUUUGGGGGUGUUACUCUGACCCUUUGUUAGGCUAAUGGGCCCUUCACAAGUGGUCAGACUUGGAAAUCGUAUGUCCUGCUUUGUGCCUUGUAUACAGGUGCUAACUCAUAGAGACUUAUUAAAUAUACUGGUGAGGUUUCCUGCAUAGCUCUGAAAACCCAUUAUUAUCUGGAAAUUUUCACCAAGGCCAUUUGUAUAUCUUAAAAAACAAACAGGAUGUUUUAGAUUGAGUCAAUGUAGUACUGCCUUGUUUUUAUUUUUGCUUUUGUUUUUUUGCCAAGUUCCCUGACUUGGCAGGGGAGGGGUGAAGGUGAGGUUAUUAUGCUAGAAUCCUUUAAUUCUUUACCUAAUUUAGGAAUUCUGUGAGAGUGCCUUAAGCAGCUUCUUUAGCAUUAAGUCAUUGUGAAUGUGCCACCCAUGGAAUUCCAGUAAUUUUUUUUUUCUGUUAAUUUUGUUACUCUUGGGAGGAAAAAAAAAAAAACCUUUCCUACUCUUGUAGUGUGAAAACUAGUUCCAGAAUAAAGUGAUCAAUGUCUAA